This is a messenger RNA of Mercenaria mercenaria, 678 nucleotides long. RefSeq lists its product as uncharacterized. The annotation marks the transcript as partial. Gene Ontology annotation, molecular function: calcium channel activity. NCBI's taxonomy places the organism in Eukaryota, Metazoa, Mollusca, Bivalvia, Venerida, Veneridae. Gene Ontology annotation, cellular component: membrane. The record is from RefSeq and is a predicted model, not a curated record. The transcript has 4 exons. Gene Ontology annotation, biological process: calcium ion import across plasma membrane.
CAAAACUGGUGCUUACGUAGAAUCCCUACGAAUAAUCUUUUGGAAAGAUGUUUUACCAUUUGGUGUGGUGUUUUGUAUCGUCAACGUAGCAUUUGGUGGCACCUUUCUCCUUGUUUUAAAAGGCGAAGACAGCUUGGAAACACAUAACGAAACAAGUUCACUGUUUGGAAUCUGGUAUGUUGGUAUUAGGACACUGAUAGAGGCACAGCCAGUUGUAGAAUAUACUGGAGAGGAAGGCUACAAGCUCGCAGGAACAUUUGUGAUGCUGCUUUUUAUGUCAAUGACGACUGUAGUUUUGCUGAAUAUUCUAAUAGCGCAAAUUAGUGAGACUUACCAAAACGUUCAAGUUGACGCUUGGAAAUCUGUUGUAGUGAACAGAGCUUUGAUCAUAACGCGUUUGGAGAGAAACAGAUCACACUUCACGUUUUGCAAGAAUUUGUUCAAUGGAAAAGAAGUGUAUGAGGAAGACGUAGAAGGCAACAACCUGGAGAAAAUGGUAGAGAAGCAUUUGCAGCCUAUGAAGCAAAUCGAGUCCAAAUUGAUAGACAUACAAAACAAGUUGGUAAAGAAUGAUCUAAAUGUGGAAACGGUGAAAACACGACUGAAUAAGUUGAAAGAAAUGCUGGCUGGCACACAGAACACUUUGAAGUCUUUAACGAAAGAUUUGGACACCAGCAU